Molecule: messenger RNA, 2179 nt
Organism: Leptinotarsa decemlineata (Colorado potato beetle)
Lineage: Eukaryota; Metazoa; Arthropoda; Insecta; Coleoptera; Chrysomelidae
Product: retrovirus-related Pol polyprotein from transposon 17.6
Biological process (GO): DNA integration; proteolysis
Molecular function (GO): nucleic acid binding; aspartic-type endopeptidase activity
Source: RefSeq, a predicted model, not a curated record
GAUAACGGCAGAGCAUUUUAAAAAGUUCGACCUGUUACCAAGGCCACACAGAUUGUAGUUAAAUUAAUAUAUUUUAUGCAAUUGGAUCAAUUGAGGUCCAAAAUCGUUAUUAUAAUUACCCGAGGAAUUAAAACCUAGCCAGAGUUGCGGAUGCCGGUGAAUGAACCUGGAGAAAACAUCGAAACUGGUAGCGAUACGAAGGACGAAUAAGGGACGUUGCCUAACAGGAAGUGUAUGUGAACAUUCAAGGUUAGUUUAAGAAAGUAGUUAAGUUGUUUUAUUCCCAACUUUGGGACAUGUGUAUUCCAAUUUAUGUUAAAGUUAAAUAUAAAUGUUCAUCAAAUUGAUUUCUCUCUGGGACCCGUUAAUUCAUUAUCAUUCAAGAUAAAAACAAACAAUUACAUUUGGCGCUUAACUAGAGGGGCUGGAAAAACAUUGAGUUUCAGUCCAUGGCCAGGGAGAAGUCAAAAUGGUGAAAAAUAAGAAUAGUAAAAAUCAAUCUGUUAGUGAAAAUCAAACAACAGAGAUGGAAGAAAACAAUGAAACGAACCAACAAAUGGUUACUGAACUAAUUCAAUCUUUAAAUAGUACAUUAGGUAAUUUGUUUACAAAUUUAAAUGCUAGCCUUACAAAUAACUUGUCAAUAAUUAAUAAGAAUCUUGAACAACUAACAGAAACGGUAGAAAAAAAUGAAUCUCAGAAACAAGUACAUGUAAACCAAAUCCAACAGGGAAUAUCUGGGGUUAUACCUCAAGUCUCGAAUAUUGAUAAUAUAGAAAAUGCAUGCAGUAGCCCCAACAGAGCUUAUAUUGCCGCGUUUAAAGAUUUGGGGGGUACGUUACUAUAUUUUGCACCUGGGGGGUCAAUGCACCCAGUGACGUUUAUUAAAAAGCUAUCAAAAUUAUUUAAUGAGGCGGGAGUGCCUGACGAAAAAAAAGUGUUUUUUGCAAUGCAAUGCUUACGGGGUUCGGCACAAGAUUGGAGCUCCCUGAAAGAGGAAUCUUUCACGGACUACGAGCAGUUUAAACAAUUAUUUUUUGAGAGAUAUUGGAGCUCGGAUGAUGAGAGAGAAGUUUUUAAUCGAAUCAAAUUCGGGACAUAUAAAAACGGGCCAAAGGCUGAUUAUUUUUUGAAAAUGUUAGGAGAAAGUAAAUUGUUAUCAAACUCCUUAACGGAAGGAGAACAAAUUGAAUUGAUUAUCAACCAUUUCUCACCUGAAGUAAGAAAAGCGAUUUUAAAUUGGGGGGUACGCGAUGCUGAUAGUAUUGAAAAGUUUUUACGGAAACUAGACGUUACGGAGAACGGAGAAGGAAGAAACGAGAGCACCGCAGAAAGAUCUAACUGGCGCGAAAAUAACCGACAACGAGGUCAACCUUCAAAUCGUCAACAAUACUCGAAUAAUCGUUCCUCGAAUGCGGGGAAUGGUGCGGCGGAACGAGGGAUUGUUGGUCACGCGGGAGAGAAUACCACUGGGAGCGAAGGUCGAACGCGACACGUCGAUGAACGACAAGUGAAUACCGUUUUUAAUGAGCCGUUCGAAAACAUUCUAGAAGAUGACCCGAUGGAAGAAAGUGAGGGAACUGAGUCUCUUACGGUGUUGCCGACAAUCGAAAUAGAAAUCGAGGGUACUAAGCAAUGGGUUUUGGUAGAUACGGGAAGCCAGGUGACGUGCAUAUCCCAAACUUUUGCUAAUCAAUUAUUAGAAUUGAAUCCGGAGUUACCAAAGUUGCCUACAAAUGUUUUAACGGUCUCGGGGGCGUUAGGAAAACAAAAAGAUCAUGUUAGGGAACAAUUAUAUGUGUCAUUUGCUGUAGGAAACAGAAUAAAAUUUGACUAUCCGUGUUUAGUAAUUCCGAGUUUGUCGCGCAAAAUUAUUUUUGGUUGUGACUGGUUGAACAAAUUCAAUGCGAAUUUAGAUAUUAGAAAUCAAUGGUUAAAAUUAUGGAUUAAUAACGAGGAAAUUCAGUUAAAAUUUGUAGGUGAACCAAUGCCGAGUGUUCAUUUGAAUAUUAAGGAAAUAUAUAUCGAUGAAGAACCUCAAGCAGUGAUAUCAACUGCCUAUAAAGGACCGAACUUGGGGUUUUCGAAAAAUGAAAUGUGGGAGGUGGUUGCUAAGGCAGAAUUAAAGGAAGAUGAGGAGAAGAAAAAACUUUUCCAAUUAAUUUCUGAGUACGAAACC